GUGGCCAAGGGCCUGCUGCGGUCGCUGCUGCGCCUCGCCAAGUUCGAGGCGCACGAGGUGCUUAACCUUCACUUCGUGAGCGAGGAGGCCAGCCGCGAGGUGGCCAAGGGCCUGCUGCGGGAGCUCCUGCCGCCCGCCGCUGGUUUCAAGUGCAAGGUCAUCUUCCACGACGUUGCUGUGCUGACGGAUAAGCUCUUCCCCGUCGUGGAGGCCAUGCAGAAGCACUUCAGUGCUGGCUCGGGAACCUAUUACAGUGACUCCAUCUUCUUCCUCUCGGUCGCCAUGCAUCAGAUCAUGCCCAAAGAGAUCCUGCGGCUCAUUCAGCUGGACCUAGACCUGAAGUUUAAGACCAACGUCCGGGAGUUGUUUGAGGAAUUUGACAGUUUCCUGCCAGGCGCCAUCAUUGGCCUAGCCCGGGAGAUGCAGCCGGUUUACAGGCACACGUUCUGGCAGUUCCGCCAUGAGAACCCCCAGACCAAGGUUGGGGGCCCACCCCCCGAGGGGCUGCCGGGCUUCAACAGCGGGGUGAUGCUGCUGAACCUGGAGGCCAUGCGCCAGUCCCCGCUCUACAGCCGCCUGCUGGAGCCGGCGCAGGUGCAGCAGCUGGCCGACAAGUACCACUUCCGCGGCCACCUCGGGGACCAGGACUUCUUCACCAUGAUUGGCAUGGAGCACCCCAGGCUCUUCCAUGUGCUGGACUGUACCUGGAACCGGCAGCUGUGCACCUGGUGGAGGGACCAUGGCUACAGUGACGUCUUCGAGGCCUAUUUCCGGUGUGAAGGCCACGUCAAGAUCUACCAUGGGAACUGCAACACUCCCAUCCCGGAGGACUAGGCGCACCCCCGCCUUGCCCCUGGGGCCUCCAGAUCUGGGGGAAGGACAGGGCUCCAGACAGACCUGAGAGCAGUGUCUGACCCGCUAGAGAGACACUGCAGGGACGUCCUGUGAUUAAGGUGCUGAGACCUCCUGCCGGGCAGGUCACUGUGCUAAGGCCACCCGCCGAGGACUGGCCUGUGCACUGCUGGUGCUUGGGGCCUUAUUCCUUCAGGGAGCAGGUGACAUGAAGGACACGCAUGGGCAUCUUCCGGUGGGCUAGGAAGCAAGCGCUUGAAGAGAAGGAAGGGGAGAAGGGGGUCCCCUUGCCGUCCGCCUCUAAGGAAUGGAAAUCCUUUAAGACCUGGCCUCUUCUGGACCAAUAUAAAUUUAAUUUAAAUUGACAGGCUUCCAUUGUUCGAGAAAGGACAAACAGUCCUGCUCUAGCACCCAUCGAGCCCCCAAUGGGUAAAGUAAGCCAAGGUUUUAAUGACCAACCCAGUAUCUAAGCUUCCAAACGAAUGCCCGCCUAGCGCAUACUCACCCUGGGAGGCUGCGCGCGUAUUCUCCUGACGACCACGUCACUUGGUGUACGUUUCAAGAUCGCCUCUUUGGGGAAGGACUUGAGGACCCACUGGGCCUGCAUAAGAAAACUUAGCUCAUUAUUAGAGCACUCACGGCUGUUAUCUCCCAGCUACAUCCCAGAACCCCAUUAUCCUUUAUUUAACCAAACCAGCUCCAGGUGACCAGACUCUACUCAGAAAGCAAAUUCAUCCUCAAAGAACAGAGACUGGCCACCACAAGGACAUGCAGGAGACUGUCUGGACCGGGAAGACUCAUUCCAAAAAGGAGCCCAGGCCGGGCACAGUGGUCAAGCCUGUAAUCCCAACAGUUUGGGAGACUGAGGUGGGAGGAUCGCGUGAGCCGCGGAGGUCGAGAUCAGCCUGGGAAACACAGUGAGGCCCCCAUCGCUACAAAGAAUUUUAAAAAUUAGCCAGGUUUGGUAGCUUGUGCUUGUUGUCCUGGCUACUUGGGAGGCUGAGGUGGGAGGGUGGCUUGAGUCCAGAAGUUCACUGCACGGAUCUGUAAUCACACCACUGCACUCCAGCCUGGACGACAGAGUGAGACGUCCGUCUCAAAAAAGCAAAAAACGAAAAGGAACCCAGCAGUUCACAAGUGUGACCAUGUGGGCUUGGAAGAGACAUCACUCGUGGGCUAGUAAGCAUUCUAGUUUAUUUGUUUAAAAAUUCCCCUUAUCAUACCACGUUAGACCAUAGACCUUAGCAGAAAUUAAAGCCUCGUUUCUUCUGAUGGGUCCUCCUGUAAGUAGGCUGCAGACGUGAAAGC
Mandrillus leucophaeus (drill) is the source of this 2160-nucleotide messenger RNA. It is a transcript of the gene XXYLT1, whose product is annotated as xyloside xylosyltransferase 1. The record is from RefSeq and is a predicted model, not a curated record. Bases 214 to 834 code for a protein of 206 amino acids. NCBI's taxonomy places the organism in Eukaryota, Metazoa, Chordata, Mammalia, Primates, Cercopithecidae. The transcript is spliced from 4 exons. Gene Ontology annotation, molecular function: UDP-xylosyltransferase activity.